AUGUGUAUGGAAAGAAUUCCAAAGAAAGAGUUGCACGGUCAAUGUCCAGUUGUGACAUUUCCAAAUAAGGCAGCACUUAAUCAGUUUGAAGCACAAUCAAAAACAAGGCCAGUACCACCACCAAAUCCUGGUCCAUGGAAUCCUCAUCAGCAUCCACAUCCUCCCAGAAUGAUGAUGGGUCCUCCACAAGGAAUGAGGCCUAGGAUGCCACCUCCUGAAAUCCCACCACCAGGUCCUGGACAACGAAUGCCCGGCCUGCCCAUAGGGCACGGAGGACCUCAGGCACAUGGUCACCCACAAGAACCACCAUCACAAGGACAUCCACCACCAGGUUUCGAGCAUGGCAACUGGAAUGGACCUCGAGCUAAUGGCCCUCCACUUCAAGGACCUCAUCCACAGGGCCCACAACAGAGACCUCACCACCUGGGAUGCAGCCAUUCCAAGGUCCUCCUCCAGGACAAGAGGGAGGAGAGACUACCUGGGCAGUUACGACCGGGUGUAGAGCUGCUGCAGCAGCAGCAGCAGUGUCCCUGGGAAGUGUGUCGGAAUGGCGGCCGCCGGCCACGACCGACACACCCAAAAGGUGCAGACGUUUCGCAGGCAGAAGUGGCUCCCGAGGACGCGCUCCGCGUUGCGAAACGAGCGCAGGCGGGCGUCACGGGAAGCCGACCGCGCGCGCCCGCCGGGCCUCGCCCCGCCGCUGUAAAACGGCUGCCCGCUCGUAAAGGCCGUAAUUGGUUUUUAGAAGUUGGCCAUUGUGCUCGCGGCAAGGCGCGCCGCGCCGCCGAAACGACGUUUAUUUAG
Messenger RNA from Schistocerca gregaria, 804 nucleotides. RefSeq names its product proline-rich protein 2-like. The record is from RefSeq and is a predicted model, not a curated record. The transcript has 2 exons. NCBI's taxonomy places the organism in Eukaryota, Metazoa, Arthropoda, Insecta, Orthoptera, Acrididae. The coding region runs from base 1 to 804 and encodes 267 amino acids.